UAGAAGCUUUUGUCGAACUUCAUUACAAAAUAAUGGAAGUUAAAGCCAGAGCUCCUGGGAAAAUCAUACUGGCCGGUGAACACGCCGUCGUCCAUGGUUCCACCGCCGUCGCUGCUUCCGUCAACCUCUACACUACUGCUUCAGUUCGAUUGCCAUGUUCUUCAGACGAGGAUGAUAUUGUGAAACUCCAACUGAAGGACCUAGCACUUGAGUUUGCAUGGCCAGUUAGUAGAAUCAAGGAGGCUUUGGGUGGAUUCGUUGGUCCCAUCUCGACACCCACAUCAUGCCCUGCUGAGUGCUUGAAAGCAAUUGCAUCUCUUGUUGAGUAUCAAAACAUUCCGGAGGCUAAAAUUAAGCUUGCCUCUGGAGUGUCAGCAUUCCUUUGGCUCUAUUCUUCCAUUCUAAGAUUUGUGCCUGUUGAUGUAGCCAUCACGUCUGAGCUUCCUCUUGGAUCAGGCUUGGGCUCAUCUGCUGCAUUUUGUGUUGCCAUUUCAGCUGCUCUGCUUGCUUUAUCAGGCUCUGUGAAUGUCGAUCAGGAGCACUGUGGAUGGAUGGUAUGUAAAGAAGAUGAGCUAGUUUUGUUGAACAAGUGGGCCUUUGAGGGUGAAAAGAUAAUCCAUGGGAAACCUUCUGGAAUUGACAAUACUGUGAGCACAUAUGGUAGCAUGAUCAAGUUCAAGUCAGGCAGUUUGGAUCUCAUUAAAUCCAAUAUGCCAUUGAAAAUGCUUGUGACAAACACAAAGGUUGGAAGAAACACAAAGGCUUUAGUGGCUGGUGUUUCAGAAAGGGCCAUCAGACAUCCUGAUGCAAUGAGCUCUGUGUUCAAUGCUGUCGAUUCUAUCAGCAAGGAGUUAUCAAUCCUUCUUCAGUCAGCUCAUGACGACAUGUCCCUAACUGAGAAGGAAGAACAGUUAGCAGAGUUGAUGGAAAUGAAUCAAGGCUUACUUCAGUGUAUGGGGGUAAGCCAUGGUUCUAUCGAAACCAUCCUCCGGACGACGUCGAAAUACGAGCUAGUUUCCAAAUUGACAGGAGCUGGAGGUGGAGGCUGUGUUCUUACGCUGUUGCCUAACUUGCUUUCAGGGACCAUUGUUGAUGAAGUAAUUGCAGAGCUUGAGUCAUGUGGAUUUGAAUGCUUCAUUGCUGGGAUUGGAGGAAAAGGGGCCGAGAUCUCGUUCCAUGAUUUAGCCUGAAAAUUUUUCAAGCGAUUCUUUGAACGAAACGAACUCUUUUCCUUUUGUUUCUUUCCUUUCACGAAGUCUAAUAAGCUCUCAUUACUUCAGACAUGUCACUUGA
Molecule: messenger RNA, 1293 nt
Organism: Cucurbita pepo subsp. pepo (vegetable marrow)
Lineage: Eukaryota; Viridiplantae; Streptophyta; Magnoliopsida; Cucurbitales; Cucurbitaceae
Gene: MK
Product: mevalonate kinase
Biological process (GO): isoprenoid biosynthetic process; isopentenyl diphosphate biosynthetic process, mevalonate pathway
Cellular component (GO): cytosol; cytoplasm
Molecular function (GO): ATP binding; mevalonate kinase activity
Source: RefSeq, a predicted model, not a curated record